Messenger RNA from Penicillium canariense, 1965 nucleotides. RefSeq lists its product as uncharacterized. The transcript is spliced from 3 exons. The record is from RefSeq and is a predicted model, not a curated record. Bases 1 to 1965 code for a protein of 654 amino acids. Lineage: Eukaryota; Fungi; Ascomycota; Eurotiomycetes; Eurotiales; Aspergillaceae.
AUGCUGUUUGCCGGCGCAUUAUCACUGUUGUUCCUGCAUAACGCCGCCGCACAGCGCCAUGAUGCCGAUCUUAUGUCCUUCGUCACCCUCCCCGAGGUGCGAGCCUUGAAAUGGGAAGUCACCCACCACGACCGCACGCGCGCUGCCCCGGGCUACUGGUUCGUGGCACCGUACGGGCAGAUCUCGCCGGAACAUCCCACGCAAAAAUACCAGCAGUACCAGGUUGGACCGUAUAUCUACGAUAAUGAUGGUAUGCUUAUCUGGGCGGGAGCGCCCUUGUACGACAACCGCAAUGUUUUCGACUUCAAGCCUGUUACCAACAUCGACGAAGAGACGCAUUUGUCAUUUAUCGUGUCCUGGGAAAUUGACAGCUCCGACAAGGGUAGUGGGGUGAUCGUGGACAAGAACUAUAAGGUGGAAAAAGAAGUCGGCGUCUUGAAUGACCUGCACGACUUCAACAUGCACGAAUUUAACGUCCUGCCGGGCGGCAAGUCUGCCCUGGCCUGCACGUACCGCAACCAGGUGAUCAACCUAGCGGAUUUCGGUCGCCCGACGGAGGAGAGCUGGAUCGUGACAGGAGGCUUUGUGGAGCUAGACGUGGAAACGAGCGAGGUGCUAGUGCAAUGGGAUUCUUUCGGUAAGAUCGCGCUGCACGAGUCCAACAUGUUCCAUGCCUGGGACUCGCCCCAGGACGCUCCCGGCUGGGACUACGUGCACAUCAACGCGGUCGACAAGAACAUUGCCGGCGACUUUAUCAUUUCUCUGCGGUUCACCAACACGAUCUACGGCAUCUCAGGCGAGGACGGUAGUAUCAUGUGGCGCCUGGGCGGUCCUCAGAAUGACUUCGAUAUGGACUUUGCUUUCUCCAAGCAGCACGAUGUGAAGUUCGUCACGUCCAAUGGCACCCACCACGUGAUUUCGUUCCUGAACAACGCCUCCGACGAGCGCGGCGCCGACGAGAGCGUCUCGGCCGCUCUGUUCGUCGAGAUGGACACCAUCGCCAUGACUGCUCGCGUCAUCAAUCGCAUCAACCGCCCAGACAGCGGCUUGACUCGCCUCCGCGGCAGCGUCCAGCUCCUCCCCAACGACAACGUCUUCGUUGGCUGGAGCGAGCGCGGCUACCAGAGCGAGCACGCGCCCAAUGGCGACCUGCUGAUGACCGCCCGCUUCGUGUCGGAGCGCUAUUCGACCUACCGCUCCUACAAGGGCGAAUUCGUCGGCCGCCCGUCCGCGCCGCCCGAUCUCGUCGCCUCGGUGUACGGCACCAGCGAUGAGGAUGUCACCACGCUGAUCCACGUCAGCUGGAACGGGGCGACCGACGUCGCCGGGUGGAACUUCUAUGCGAAGGCCUACGACCGCGGCUCGUCCGUGUUCAUUGGCCACGCGAACAAGACCAACUUCGAGACUAUGUAUAUCGUCGACGGCUACAUGGACUGGAUCACUGCUGAUGCCAUCGAUAAGGACGGCAAGGUCUUGAGUACCUCGCGGGUGACGCGCAGCGAGAUCCCGACGAAUUGGAAAGGUGUUGGCUUCCUGGGCUCCGCGAAGGGUCCUACGCCGGAUGACCCCUCCCUCAUCGCGGCUGUCACCGAGGGCUCUUCGUCUACAUCCAACGCCAGCUCCGAUAGCGUUGGAAGUACUGACAGCGUCGAUGGUAUGGCCGACAUGGUCAAUGAUCACACCUCCAGUGGCUCCGACUCGGGCUCCAACUCGGGCUCCGAACACAUAUCCUCCUCCUACGCCGAUGCCAAGGAGGUUGCCAAGGCCGUCUACAGGGCAUACGAUGUAAUUCGCGGCGUGGGCGGCCUACUCAUUUUCAUCCUCGUCGCCUGCACCUUGGGCGGUGUGAUCGCAGGCCUGUGGCGCAUGAUCCAAAGCCGCAAGAUGCGCUCGUACCAGCACGUCCCCUCCGAGGAGGGCAUGCCCGUGGAAGAAAUUCAUCUGCGCUCGCAGAGACCGGAGUGA